AUGUCGACCACAGCCAGCGGUGCUGACAACUGGAUGCUGGUGCCGGACGAGUCCGGUCGAUUGCGGUUGGUCAACACGAAUCCGUACGAUUUGCCCGCGCCGGACAACGAGCUGGAACCGCUGUUCAACCCGGAGUCGGAUGUGAUCUUCCAGCUGUUUACCCGUAGCAAUCCGGCCCUCGGCCAGGUGCUCCAGUGGAACAAUCCGGCCUCGGUGCAGAAUUCCAAUUUUAAUCCGGCACACCCUACACGCUUCACGAUCCACGGAUGGAAUGGCGGCGGCACGUCCGGGCUGCAUGCGAGCAUCCGCCAGAACUACCUCGGAGUGGGCGAGUUUAACGUGAUCCUGGUGGACUGGGGUGUCGGUGCGCAGACCGUCAACUACAUCGCGGCCCGCAACCGGGUGGCCUCAGUCGGUGACAUUGUUUCGCGCAUGAUCAACACGAUCGUGACGGCAACCGGUACGUCCCGGGGCAACAUCAACGUAAUUGGCCACAGUUUGGGUGCGCACGCGGCCGGUAACGCGGGCAAGCUGCAGAACGGUCAGCUGAACACGAUCGUAGGUCUCGAUCCGGCCGGCCCGCUGUUCUCACUGUCAGACUCGGACAUCAUGGCACCUUCGGAUGCGAUCUACACGGAGUCGAUCUUCACCAACGCGGGGCUGCUGGGUUUCGAUCUGCCGCUGUCCGAUGCCAAUUUUUUCCCGAACGGAGGCCGCUCGCAGCCGGGCUGUGGAAUCGACAUUGCCGGCAACUGUGCCCAUUCGAGGGCCCACGAGCUGUUCGCUGAGUCCGUCUCGUCCGCUGGGUUCCGCGCGACGCGAUGCGCCAGCCACGGGGAGAUCAUCGCCGGACAGUGCACUAACACCGGUAACGCGGUGAUGGGUGGGGAGCCCUCGAACCAGGGCCGUGGCGUGAACGGUAUGUUCAUCGUGACGACCAAUGGCAACUCUCCGUUCGCUCAAGGUUAA
Anopheles cruzii is the source of this 969-nucleotide messenger RNA. Its product is annotated as pancreatic triacylglycerol lipase-like. The transcript has 2 exons. Lineage: Eukaryota; Metazoa; Arthropoda; Insecta; Diptera; Culicidae. Gene Ontology annotation, molecular function: lipase activity. Gene Ontology annotation, biological process: lipid metabolic process. Bases 1 to 969 code for a protein of 322 amino acids. The record is from RefSeq and is a predicted model, not a curated record.